UUUAAUCAUAUUUACGGUAAUGCUCAACAUAUAUUUGGUCAAAUUAGUCUAAAACCCUUGAUAGCUGUUAAACCCUAUAUAGAAACAAAACAACAACAUUCUCUCAAGUUUCAUUGACGGCGAUGGCUGAUUCUUCAACCAACCCAAAGGAUCAUCAAAAUUCACGUCUCUACCAUCCCUACCAGCACCUCAACAUUCCCGUCGACAAGCUCUACAACCUCCCCACCUCGCCGGAGCAUCUUUUCCCUGAAGAAGCUUCCAGAAAGCACCGUUCAUGGGGCGACAACCUCCAGUAUUACACCGGCACCGGCUACCUCUCCGGCUCCAUCAUCGGAGGCACAAGAGGAUCCAUCGAAGGUCUUAAGGCUGCUGAGUCAGGUGACUCUCUUAAGAUCCGAGUCAACCGUGUUCUUAACUCGGGUGGUCAAGGAGGUCGUCGACUCGGUAACUCGCUUGGGGUUCUGGGAUUGAUCUUUGCAGGAUUGGAGAGUGCUAUGAUCCAUGUUAGGGACACGGAUGACUUGGUUAACAGCGCGGUUGCUGGACUCGGUACCGGGGCGCUUUAUAAGGCUGCUGCGGGUCCCCGAUCUGCUGCUAUUGCUGGUGCUCUUGGUGGAAUUGCGGCGGCUGUGGGAGUUGCCGGAAAGCAAGCUUUGAAACGACACAUUCCAAUUUAAAGAAAUUGAUCAUAAUCCAAGUUCAGAUUAUAUUUGUCUGUAAUGUUAAUUUUAGUGUAUCUUUGGAUUGACUAUGAAUUUGACGAAAUUUCAAUGGCACCUUGUUGCCACACUUUGCUUUUGUAAACCCUCUUCAUAAAUUCAUGUAUUUAAAUUGAAGCAUA
This is a messenger RNA of Lathyrus oleraceus (garden pea), 841 nucleotides long. Its product is annotated as mitochondrial import inner membrane translocase subunit TIM23-2. Gene Ontology annotation, cellular component: TIM23 mitochondrial import inner membrane translocase complex. The transcript has a single exon. The record is from RefSeq and is a predicted model, not a curated record. NCBI's taxonomy places the organism in Eukaryota, Viridiplantae, Streptophyta, Magnoliopsida, Fabales, Fabaceae. Gene Ontology annotation, biological process: protein import into mitochondrial matrix. The coding region runs from base 123 to 677 and encodes 184 amino acids. Gene Ontology annotation, molecular function: transmembrane protein transporter activity.